Brassica oleracea var. oleracea is the source of this 1971-nucleotide messenger RNA. RefSeq lists its product as uncharacterized. The transcript has 5 exons. The record is from RefSeq and is a predicted model, not a curated record. Lineage: Eukaryota; Viridiplantae; Streptophyta; Magnoliopsida; Brassicales; Brassicaceae. The coding region runs from base 1 to 1971 and encodes 656 amino acids.
AUGAUGGACACUCGGAAUUUAGAUCUGUCUCAAAGGAUUUUGGUCUCCGAGUCAGCGCGCUCAUAUCGGCAAGAAGUAGGAGGAAAUCCAGCUGAGCCACAGGCCUGCGAGAGAGACGGUUCGGGCGGUGCGAGAGACGGAGUUCCUCUUGUUAAUUACGUGCCGACAUGCUAUUAUCCUGGAGAAAUUUUCGAGGAACUCCCGGCAGUAGCCCCCGAGUUCGUGCGCUCCCCAGACGUGAAUGGCCAGGCCUGGGAGAACGUUACCGAGACGCAGUCGACCCCUGAUAGCGUGAAGAAACUUUUGAGGGAUCGUCGCGGACUGGGGGUGACCUUCCUGAUUCCUUCGAAAAGCCAGAGGCCUUGGUCGCCACCGGUUGGGUUCCAAUGUGUCUAUGAAUCCUACUUUCAAGAUUAUACGAAGCUCUGGUUUCCGAUUCCUCGAUUAGUCACAUCGUACGUGAGGCACCGAGGUGCAACGCUAAGCCAAUUUCUGAAUGGCUCAUGGCGUAGCGCGGUUGCCUUGAUGGUUAUGGCUGCAGAGAUCGAUGUCUCUCUGAGUGUUCGCGUCUUCGAGGAGUUGACAUCCAUCAGCUCGUUGGAUGACGGCCUUUUGUCGAUAAAGAUGCGACCAAGUUAUAACGUGAUAGAGGGACAUCCUAAUAAGACGUUUGAUUGGCAGAGGUCUUAUUUCUACGUUAAGUGCGACGACUCUGCCUUCGAGGAUCCUCCGGAUGAAGACUAUCGUGUGUUGUGGAACACUCUUAUUGCUGAUCACCCGACUUCUCGUGAGUAUCCAGAAGAAUUCCUUUCGAGCGCUCGUGCUGUCGCGAGACUCGCUCAAGAACAUUGGGGGAAUAUUUAUUGGGAGAGGGUUCGCCGUUCCAUCAAUCACAUUUCCAGGAAGGAUUGGAAUUCAAGUUACCUUCCCUCGGCUAAUAAGACUAAGAGACGGAUUUUGCUGUUCACCAAGGAAGAGCAGAAGAAGAUCAACGAAGCGAGGAAAAUGAGGGGCCUUACUGAUCUGAGCGCCAUGAUGGCGGCACAGCUUGGUCUGCCGAGUGCUGAGCCGUCGAUACCUUCUAACGAGAUGGUGGCUACUGAUACGACCGACGUGUCUCCCCAACGUCGCGACUCCUCGCCCGGCGCUGCCGCCGCUGCCUCUAAGAAGAAGAAAAGCAAGAAGAGGUCUCACGAUGAUCCGUCCAUUGGCGAUGAUCUUGAGACUCUGCCAGAAGUAAAUGAUCGUUCUGAGGCCGCCGAGCCGUCCACGAAGAAGAGAAAGAAGAAGAAACAGCAAUCUCCGGAGGAGAAUGUCGCAAACCGAGGUACUGGAGUUGCCCGUUCCUCUGCUCAGGUUGGCUCGACUGUCGGGCCGCCUCUCAAUUUGGCUCUAACAGAUGAGCCUCAGAACGUCUCGCCCGAGGUUCCGCUCCAGAAGAAAAGGUCGAAGCAAGCGAGCGAGCAGGGAACGACCAGACGACAGGUUCCUUCUGUUGCUGCUCCAUCGAACCCUGGGGCGUUGGCUCCCGGUUUGUCGACUGGUAGUGCUCCGGUUGUCAGGAAGACUCUGAGGAUCAAAUGCGUCCCGAAGUCUCUUCCGCCGGUUGCUGACUUGAUCUUCCAGGAUGAGUACGUUGAUGCUGCUCGUACCAAGUUGCUGUGUGACGGGGUUUCGAACUUCGUCAUCGAGAAAUACGACACUGCGCUGAAGGAAGCGCUUGCAGAGUCGGAGAAGUUGAAGAAGACGGUGGCGGCCAAGAGCAGGCUCUUUCGCCGAAAGAGGGCGGAAUGGCAAGGGGAGUAUGAUAAAAUGGCUGAAAAGCGGGAUCGAGCGGUUGCUCAGAGAAAGGCACAGAAGAAGCGAGCCGACGCAGCUGAGGAGGAGCUUUCCGUCGCUCGCUCUACUAUCGAAGCUCUGGAGCUACGAAAAGCCAAUCUCAUGGAGGAAAUGGGAGUCAAGGCCACAUAG